Molecule: messenger RNA, 7933 nt
Organism: Meleagris gallopavo (turkey)
Lineage: Eukaryota; Metazoa; Chordata; Aves; Galliformes; Phasianidae
Source: RefSeq, a predicted model, not a curated record
GAACAAACCGGUGUGUCUUUAACCUGGGAGCUUGGAAAACGUUGUGGGCACAAAGAGGUUUGCUGUGGUCAGCUUCUCUUGGCAGGCAGCCUUCCUUCUGCUGGAAGAAAGCUGUAGAAAAUGACACUCCCAUCUGCUCCUGUGUGGUCCAUAGUGCUUACCUGGGUGUGAGAAUGCGGGACGUUGGCCUGAUGAAGUGCUUACACGACAACUGCUUACACCAUGGAGAAAAAAAACUCCUUCCUCACUGCUGUCUCUUCAAAUCUCAGUGAAUGCAGCUGGUAUCGCUGUGUUGCCUAGCCCCUGUGCGGCUUGGGUGAGCCCAGGUAAGGUUAAGCACAGCCUUGCACAUCUGAUCCAAAUACAUAAAAUCAUAAAACGUCUUGCACUGUUCAGAUAAUAAGAUAUCACUGCAUAACAGUUUCAAGAGAUCAUGGAGUGUAAGGUGUCCUUCUGACAGAAAGGCCAUCACUUACAUUGGGAUUUACAGAUUAUUCUCCUCUGAUGUUGUCCUGUUUGCCAGCAGGACAAAAUUAUAUGAUGAAUGUCUCAUGAGCAGCUCCCUUACUCAGUACGGACUGUGACAAAAAAGGUUGUUAAAUAAGAAAUUGUGUUUGAUGAAGGCAAAUCCCAGUACCAGGAAAGUACAUGAGAACUUAACAAACCCACAUUUCAGUGUCCCUUGUAUAAAAAGUUAUAGCAGAAAAUCUUUCGGUCAGUGAUUCAUGAUCCUUGAGGUCCCUUCCAACCUGGGCCAUUCUGUGAUUCUGUGAUGAUGGGGUAUUUUUAAGUGUCAGUAGUGUGAUAAUGAUUAUUGCUUGCUCUUACCAAUGCUUAAAUUUUUCAAAUGCUUUGCCCAGAGUUGUUUGUUUGUUUGUUUGUUCAUUUGGUAAUUACUUACCUUUUCCAGCUCUGAAUGUCAGUGCUUUGAUCUAGGACUGAAUGUUAACAAACUAGUUUGCAAGUAGGUAAGUCUUCCUUCAGUCACUUCUCAAUUAUAGCUAACAUAAGCUGAAGAACUCAUGGCACUUGGAAUAUGGAAGAUGUAUAAAGGAGCACUUUAUCCUUCUUCCUCAGCCCUCUGGCUCUCGUUGGAGCUAAGGAAACAGGCAAUGUGCUAAAGGUACAGUGAGACUCACCCAGUGCGCUGUGGCCCUGGAGCACACAGUUAGUCUGACCUCCUGUCCUUGCACAGGCUGGCAUUGACAGCUGCUGGAACAACAAGGCAGCCCUCAACAGCCAACAGUAUCCACCAACAUAGAAGAAUUAGGAGGUGGGAGUUAGGAUACAUCAUGCCAGGCUAGCCUGAUGGCAAAACAAAUGGAUUCUGAAAAUGAGAAAGGCAGGAAAGUUCUCCUUUUUCUCUUCCUCUGAAAACUAAGCUUGUCACCUCCCAUUUCUUUUGUUUUCAACCCCUGUAAAGUAUAAGAAUCUUCGGUAUUACCUAUGUUAAUAUGUGCAUACACAUGAAUCUAAAUCAUGAGCAUGUUGGCAGUUAGAAGAUGUCUACUUUAGUAUUCUUAAAACUCCCUUUGUUUCUUGCUGAAGCAACCUGUAUCUAGUACAGGCCGUGACCUUGUGUCUCUGAUAGGAACACUGAGCUGUAUUCAGCAGCUACCAGCACUAUGCCUACAUGGCUGUGGCUGUGAUUUGGUUACAGGUAUGCAUGGGAUUGUUGAGUGUGUGCUAGUCUCAGCCUGCCUAUUGGCCUUGUUCCCUGAGGCAAUGGGAGAUGGUCAGCAUGCAUCUACAUGUAGACACUGUGGGAAAUGAGCAUACUGGCAGUUUGGGUGAACUCAUGCAUCUUGAAUAAGACAAUAUACAUACACCUCUUCUAGAGAAUGGCAAGUUGGUGACAGCAAAACACCAAGCAGUUCUUAAGUAGAAUAGAGAAUUUUCAUGUAGCAUAAUCUAGUUGAGGAAAUGAGAUUUUAUGGGAAGUCUUAAAUGAUUCAGAGCUUCAGGUACUGUACACAAUCACUGAAUCCUUUCACACUAUUGAAGUGUUGCCUUUUCUGUUGUUUCAGGAUGCUUACCAGAACGCCGAGUGUUGUUGCCCAAGUGUUCCUUCUUCUAAGUAUAAUUCUUAUCAUUGCUAUUGCAGUGAUUCAGAUAAAUCAGCAAAAGAUUCUUUCCCCAGGCCUUAAGUAUGGAAUAGUCCUUGAUGCUGGAUCUUCACGGACUACAGUCUAUGUCUAUGAAUGGCCAGCAGAAAAAGAAAAUGAUACGGGAGUAGUGAGCCAAACCUUCAAGUGUGAUGUGAAAGGUCCUGGUAUAUCCAGUUAUGAGCAUAACACAGGAGCCCUUGCGAAACCCCUUGAUGAGUGCCUGAAUAAAGUCAAGGAGAGAAUCCCAGUUCAUCUACAUAAGAGCACUUCAAUUUAUCUAGGGGCUACAGCUGGCAUGAGACUGCUGAGGUUGCAAAAUGAAACAGCAGCCAACGAAGUCCUCGCAAGCGUUCAAAACUACUUCAGAGCACAACCUUUUCGAUUUAGGGGUGCGCAUAUCAUAACUGGGCCAGAGGAAGGGGUGUAUGGAUGGAUAACAGCCAACUAUUUAAUGGGCAAUUUCUUAGAGAGAAACCUUUGGAGGACAUGGGUCCAUCCAUACAGAAAAGAGACCAUGGGUGCACUGGAUCUCGGAGGAGCUUCCACUCAAAUUUCUUUUAUCCCAGAGGACUCUCAGGAGAACUUCAAUAACACCAUACAAGUGAAGUUGUAUGGUUACGACUACAAUGUCUACACUCACAGCUUCCAGUGUUAUGGGAGAGAUGAAGCUGAGAAAAGGCUUUUAGCAUUGCUGCUUCAGAAGUCAAGCACCAGUUCCAGUGUGAAUAAUCCAUGUUACCCUCGGAAUUACGAGACUGCCUUAACAAUGAAGUACUUCUGUGGCAGUCUUUGUACACAGUCCCUGAGACCAGCAAACUAUUACCCAAACCAAUCCGUAAUCUUCCAUGGAACAGGAGACCCAGGUCUGUGUCAAGAGAUGGUUUCAUUAUUGUUUAACUUCACUACUUGCAGAAACCAGGAGGACUGUCCAUUCAAUGGAAUCCAUCAGCCAAAAGUUAAAGGGAAUUUUGUGGCUUUCUCAGGAUUCUACUAUACAAUUAAUGCUUUGAAUUUAUCUGGGCACUUUUCUCUAGCUGACUUCAAUUCAAGUAUGUGGUUUUUCUGUUCACAAAGCUGGGCCCAGCUCCAGUUUAUGCUACCUAAAUCGGAAGAAAUAUACACGAGGUCCUACUGUUUUUCAGCCAAUUUUAUUUAUUACUUGCUUGUACAUGGCUACAACUUUGAUGCAGGGAAUUGGCCACAGAUACACUUUCAAAAGGAGGUUGGUAACAGCAGCAUAGCAUGGUCCCUUGGUUACAUGUUGAGCCUCACCAACAUGAUUCCAGCAGAAGGCAAGCUGAUCCAGUUACCUCUGAAACCUUCUUUGUUUGCUGGGCUCCUCAUCUUCCUCACUGUUCUGGCACUGUUGUGUCUUUUCUUCCUUGUUUACCUGUGUAUUGUGUCACGUAAUCAGAAGGUCAUCAGUCAUGUGGAAUAUGUAUUUACUCCAGAAUGAAAAAACUUACCUGAAGACUGACCAAAAAAUUCAUAAUCCUAUAAAGUUAUAUAGAACUUUAUAUUUGAAAAACAUAGUUAAAGACAGGUGAAAAGUUCUGAAAAGACCAGAAGCAUAAAUAAAGGAGACAAGAGGCACUAAGGAGUCUGUGAUGUGGUAAACCGGAGUGCUUCUGAAAUAUUUUGGCAGUUGCUUCUGUAAAAUUAGUGUAUUCAAUGUAAAGCAUUGAUAGCUGAAGCAAGAUAAAGCAUGGGCAGGCAUGCUGCUUUGCUUAUUCAUGUUUUUAUAGUCUUUCUGUCAGAUAUGUAUGAAUUUUUGUCCAUUAAUUCUGUGCCAUCUGAUAAGUGAUGUAUUUGAUCAAUGGCAGUGGUUGUUUACGAUAAAAUUUAAGAAUGAGUCAGUAGAAAUUGUGAGAGAAGAGAACAUAGUGGCUGUUCUUGUGUGUGCUGCUGACACAGAACCCCCAAACAAUCCAGCUUCUGAAAGUGGAACAAACACUGGGUAAUCACAUGAGCUGAUGGGAACAGCACAGCUGGGAGCGAGUUGUUUUUAUUGCCAUUCCAAACAAUUGAUCCCCACCAUGUUAGGGUGUGAAACAUUGCCAACAUCUUUCAGGACUGUCAAGCCCAUCUUAAAGCUGAGUAUAUUUUUAGCUCUACAAAGAUCUCAGAAUGCCUCUGUUAUGGCACAUUUAGAUUCGCUUUGAAGGCGGAAGUAAAAUCUUUUCAGUAAUGGAACCUAAUUUUCAAUGUAUCAUAAUUACCUCCAGAAGCCUGUAGAGUUUUCAGGGUCCUUUUUUUUUCUGUAAUAACGAUGACAAACAUUUGUGGUAUUUUCUUGUCCUGACCGUAUUCCUCCUAAUCUCAGAUACAGUAAGUACCAGCUUGACACGUACAUAUUAUUUCAACUGUCUUGGAUCUUCUGAAGCACUAAUGUGAGUAGGCAAAAACUUCAGCUCUUCCUUCAAGGCUAAGAGGAUUAGGAGGCAAGCUGCAGGCCAGAAGAACUGCCUUUAUGUGGUGGGUUUGAGACCACAAAGCUGCAGUCACAAUUGCUGUUUUCAGCUGUCUUUAUCAGCCUUUCUACUGUCCUGGCCUCAGCAUUCUUUCAGCAGCACUGGGAUAUAUGUAGCAGAUGCUUUUGUCAGUGGCAUUGACUCCAAACCUUUACUGGGAACACAACUACCUUCAUUCUCUUAAGAGUUGCCUUCCUUUAAAGCUCAGGCAUUCUGCACCAAACCUCUAAUUCUUACCCACUUAAAUCUUGGAGUACAAAUUUACGUGAUGCUCAAGGUGUCCUUCAUGGAAAUUCCUCCUUCCCCUGUCUGUCUUUUGUGCAGCUUUGUCCUUCCUUAGCUGGCUUUUGAACUAGCCCUUGGAAAAGACUUCUGCAAAGUCUGCCAUCUCCUCCCUUUGUACAGUGUCUCUGUUCCUCUUCGUAUUGCCUUAACAUAAUCUGUGAAUGUAUGAGGGGGACAUAUCCUUAGGGCUUUGGAGUUGGCAGAAGGAGGGAAUUGCUGUGCUGUUCAGGACCUGCAGGAAGAGAAAAAGCAUCUCUGUUUCUCUUCCAACUUCCGCCAUCUCCUUUUGCCCAGAUUCACUACCUACAUGGAGCUCUGUUCACCCACCAUAUUCCCCCAAAUGUCCUACAAAUAGCUGCUGCCAACAUACUAAUAUAUUCCUCCCUUUCCAGCCUCUCAGGAUUGCUUCCCUCUGCAGGAAGUUUCCCUUGCUUGCAUCAUAGCUUCUCUGAAGGGAUGGUUAUUCAAUUCUUGCACUGAAGUUUUCGGUAUGAGAAAGUGUAAACCAAAGGUGAGACUGCCAUAUUCAGCAUCUUCUGCUCACUGGCUAAAGCCCAUGAGCAGCUAACAAAGAAGUGAAAUUAUUAAAAAUUCACUUGGACUUACAGAUACACUUGGAUAGAGCCAGUGCCUAUUCAAAGAAUCUCUCUCUCCAUGAAUCACAAUCUGUGCCCUCUUCUCCCUAUGUAUAUAAUGUCUUUACUGAAUCAGUAUGACAGCCAGUCGAUUAAGAACUCAGUCUUAUGUCUCCUGUCAGUUUUAGCUAGGAAAGCUGAAACUAUUGAACUUCAGUCAGCCAAUUGCACCACUGCAGCUUACAGCUUCCUCCCAGUCAGCAGCAUCAUCCCCAUUCAGUGUCAGAGGUAAAAAGUACUGCUCGGACACGGGCAGCUUGGCUGUCCCUGGCUGUCGUGGUUACUUCUGGGGGAGAGGUGGAGCAAUGGAGAUGUGAUUCUGACUAAAUCCUCCCCCAGGUAUGAGUCAGAACCUGAUCAGCAGGUGUAACUUCCCCACAUCUACCACUGAACAGAUGUGGUGGGGAGCCAAUGAGGUGAACGGGAUUUGGGAACAUUGCAAACUACAGCUUAUUUAUCUUUUUGUACUCUUUACUGCUUGCUUACAAAGAUUAAUACAAAUAAAUUGUGAAAAGCUAAGCCAACUGUACUUUCUUUUCCCCAUCUUUUGCAAAUAUCAGUAUUUUCCCCUUGGCAGACAGAUUAUUCCUAUUAGAAGCAGAGGAAGACUGAAAUGAUUUUCUGUGAUAUAAAUUUGCAAGUUGUAGAACUCAUCUGUGAGUUUCUGGAGUGGACAGUGCUAUAUUCUAUAUUCUCAAUGAGGAAACAACAGUGGCUUAAACCAAGCCACUCUCAAUUAUUAUUUUUUAAUAUGCAUAUAAAUCUGCAUAUAUAUAUAUAUACACAAUACAUAUGAACAACUUCUACUUUUGAACACUUAAUAUUUCUUUCAGGGACACUGACAUGUUUAGGGUUUACUUCAGGUUCACUGCUGUAAUACAGAUCUGAAAGGUUGUGUGCCAAAGAGAGGAACUUCCCAGAUAUUGAGGUAGGUAAUGAUACAGAUUGUUUAGAAAGAGAUCUGUCAGGCAUCAGGAGCAGGAGCGUGUAAUACAGAGCAAAAUCUCAGCUGUGGAGAAGCAGAAGAAAACAACAAGAGAUGAUGUGCCUGCAGGCAUCACUGAGGGGUGGGCAAAAGUGACAAACUUCUCUUAAAGCAGCAUGCAAAAGAAAGCAGUAGCUGUUACUGCAUGGUAUAAUUGAACACUGGUAAGUUCAGAGGACAGAAAAAGAAGUAAAUAAAACCACAGUGUGAUAAUCAUGUCCCAAGUCGGGGAGUUUUUAUUCAUUUUAAAAAUUCUGUUAUUUUAGUACCAAUUUAUAUUCACUUGGAUGGCAAUGAAGCCAUGUCUCAAAAUAGUGCUCACCUUCAGUUACCAGUGUUUUCUUCUGUGUGUACAAUAUACAAUGCUGUAUGAGUACAUGGGCCGUAUCUAGAGUUGCUUGCUUGGCAACAUUUCUGCCGGCUAACUGUAGAGUUUUAAAAGUCUACAAAAGAGAGAAAACUUUUGUAAAUCCAAAAAUAACACCUGUCCCAGCACUGAUCCCUGAGGAACACCACUUGUCACCGGUCUCCACUUGACACUGAGCUGUUAACUGUAACUCUUUGAGUGAAACUGUUCAGCCAGUUCCUUAUCCAGCGAGUGGUCCAUCCAUCAAAUCCAUUUUUCUCCAUUUUGGUGACCAGGAUGUCAUAUAGGACAGUGUCAAACAAACUGCACAAGUCCAGGUAGGUGACAUCAAUUGCUCUUCCCUUCUCCACUGAUGCUGUAAUUCCAUCAUUGCUUUGGCAAUGAUUUUUCAUACGACCGCAUUUGUGCUCUCAGAUGUUUUUGUUAUUUGAUGGUAAGGCACAGCCCAAGUCAUCAGCACAGUCAGGAGUGACAUUUGAGUAUCUGCCAUAAAACAUGCAAAGGCUGUUAAAAAUUCCAGAGGUUUAUGUUGUCCCCCUUCCUUCCUCUUACAAAGUCCCUCAGAGAUUUGGUUCAUCAAAUAAGGAAAAGGAGAAAUAUUUUUCCAGAUCACUGUAGAAUGGAAGAAUCCAAAAGACAGCAUCUUCGGCUGACUUGAUCGAGAGCAUUGGUUAACAACAUUAAUACGUGCAUUAAUAUAUUGCUACUGUAAAGCAUAUGAUAUAUAAUGUUAUAGUGGUAUUCUGGAUAGAACUUCUCAAAAAUACCUGAUGCUGUUAAGUGCUCGUAAAGGUUUUUAUGAUCAGUUCCCCAGGCAUUUACAUAAUAAAUACAUCAAUUAAGAGAACUUGGAGGGGAAGGCUCUGAGGUGGCCUGACGGCAGGCUUUCAACACCUAAAGGGGGGCUACCAGAAAGACGGGGACAGACUCUACCACGGUCUGUUGCGACAGAAUGAGGGGAAGUGGUUUCAAGCUUGAAGAGGGGAGAUUUAGGUUAGAAAUGAGGACAAAGUCUCUUACAGUAAGGGUGGCGAGGCACUGGCACAGGCUGCCCAGAGAGGUGAUGGAUGCCCCAUCCCUGG